This is a messenger RNA of Cyphellophora attinorum, 1122 nucleotides long. RefSeq names its product GTP cyclohydrolase 1. The record is from RefSeq and is a predicted model, not a curated record. Gene Ontology annotation, biological process: tetrahydrofolate biosynthetic process; tetrahydrobiopterin biosynthetic process. Gene Ontology annotation, cellular component: cytoplasm. Lineage: Eukaryota; Fungi; Ascomycota; Eurotiomycetes; Chaetothyriales; Cyphellophoraceae. The transcript has a single exon. Gene Ontology annotation, molecular function: zinc ion binding; GTP binding; GTP cyclohydrolase I activity. Bases 1 to 1122 code for a protein of 373 amino acids.
AUGCCAGCAGACCAGCACCAACAUCCCUCCGCAUCCUCCGCUCCUCCGCCCAUACCCGCCAAACCUCGCUCCGCGAUUCCUUCACACCUCCGCAACGGCGGAUCCCCCCUCCACAAGCCGUCUACCAACACCAGAGCGGAAGAGCGCGAGAAGCUGGCUUCCUCCAUCCACUCCUCCUACCGGCGGCGCAGCGUCUUCGAGUUCGACCGGCCAUCCUACCUCCCAGACAUGCCAAGCAGUGCUUCGGCGCCUUACAACCAUGAAGACGAUGUACUACUAGACCCUAUAAAUGACGAGAACCACGACCCAGCUACAUCACUGGCGCCUAACGCCACUAAUAAGAGCACGACCUUGCCCACCGAGCCUCCACGAGACACCCGCGACAACACUAUCAACAGCAACAACCACCACCCACCAACACCGCCAUCCUCGAUAUCCUUCCCAGUGACGACCCGUCCCGCCUCUCCCUACUCACUGAACCCUCCCAUAGACUUCGAUGGCCUAUCCUGGCCCUCGACCGGCACGCGCGCCCGUCUGGAGGAGACGCCGGACGAAGCGGCCGCACGCCUCGCCAAACUAUCCAACGCCGUCCGCACGAUAUUCGAAUGCAUAGGCGAAGACCCCGAUCGUGAAGGUCUACAACGAACACCAGAGCGCUACGCCAAAGCCCUCAUGUACUUCACUAAAGGCUACGAAGAAAACGUCCGCGACCUCGUCAACAACGCCGUCUUCCACGAAGACCACGACGAGCUCGUCAUCGUCAAGGACAUCGACGUCUUCAGCCUAUGCGAGCACCACAUGGUCCCCUUCAUCGGCAAGAUGCACAUCGGCUAUAUCCCCAACCGGCGCGUUCUCGGCCUCUCGAAACUCGCUCGCUUAGCAGAGAUGUUCUCUCGGAGAUUGCAGGUCCAAGAGAGGCUGACGAAGCAGGUCGCGUUGGCGAUCGCGGAGGUGUUGAAGCCCCAAGGGGUCGGGGUGGUGAUGGAGAGCAGUCAUUUGUGUAUGGUGAUGAGAGGGGUGCAGAAGGUGGGGAGUUCCACGACGACGAGUUGCAUGUUGGGGGCGAUGAGGAGUAGUGCGAAGACUAGGGAGGAGUUUUUGAGUUUAUUGAAUCGGAAAUGA